AGUGUGCGGCGGUGGCUUCAACAUGCCACAGUCCUUUGUGCUGGAGCAACGUGUCAUGUUCAUGCACUGAGGUGUAAGUUGGUUGUACUACGGCCAUAGUUACCGCUAAGGUAACUAUGGAAAGGUUUUGCCCAGAAGUUCCCAACGUGGUACCUACAAAAAGCCUAAAAUAAUUAAAAAGGGGUUUGUUCUAUAAAUAUAUUUUUACCGAGUUGAAUUUAUGUGCAGCGGAAACACGAUGCUCAGAGUCAGAGAGACAUGUUUAUGACGAUGAUACCUUCCAUUGUUUUACAUGAACAUGGGGCCGUAGCAUUGCCAUUUGCAUUCUCCCAGGUGUGACUGCACUUGAGUGGCCAGUGGACUGGACGGGUGCAUGAGGAGCAUAAUGGUUUGCAUAUCAAUCUCCCGAUUAGAGAACACCCUGUGGAGUGGCUGCAUUCGCCUGCGAGUUGAGCCAUCGUACCCUACGGUUAGACACAAAGGAACUCACCAAGUAGUUAACAGAGGAAGCUACAAAUACAGUCCUGAGGAGCAUCAGAACAUUUUGUUUUUUUCCCUGGAGGCCACUCCUGCCUAUUUCUUUGAAAGUACACCGACGUGCUGCGACUCUGACUCAACGGUCCGCCGGGCGACACCAGUGGAGCAAAAAAAAUGUUAUCUUGGACGCAGGCGGUCCUCGUGUGGCUCGCCACGGUGAGCGGAGGGGUGCUGGGUACGGUGGAACAGGAGCUGUCCCCGGAGUGCAGGAGGUUCCUGUACAAGGGGACCCCGCCGACGGGCCUGGAGCGCCGCUCCCUGAGGAACAUAUGCCAGCGGUACAACCGGAAGGCUCGCUACCUGACGCUGUACGACACGGAGGGACGCAUCCCCGUCUACUCCGCCUACACCUUCAAGCGCUCCGAGGGCAACAGCCAAAACGACGUCCCGUGGAUGUACGAGCCGCAGCUCUCGUUGCUCACCGAAACCGGGGAGAUGCAGCCCUUCCCGCGCAGAUACACGCCCAUGAACUUCGAGGACGCCCAGGCGGUGCUGGAGGACUACACCAACGCCAUCCUGUACGAGCGGGGCACCCUUAACCCCAACGCGCACCAGGCGCAGCCCGACGACAAGGCGGCCACCUACACCCUGACCAACGUGGUGCCCCAGACCUGGGAGUUCAGCGCGCAGGCCUGGAAGCCCCAGGAGCAGGUGAUCCGGAAGCGGCUGAACAACUACUGCCACGGCACGGCCUACGUGGUGACGGGGGUGAUCACGUCAGGGAGGAUGAUCCGCCGGCAGAAUAUCAACCGAGUGGCGGUGCCCGCGUACAUGUGGUCGGCGUACUGCUGCGUCGACUAUGACCGCAACGCGCCGUUCAACGAGCGCUAUCGCUUCCCCGUGUUCGGCCACUACGGGAUCAACGACCGGGAGGGCGGCGAGGUGGUGGAGCUCUCCGUCCAGAAGCUGGAGGAGUUCAUCAAGAAGACAACCUUUGUGGAGAAGAACUUUCAGAUCUUCACGGACGGCUGCGUCGCACCUGCUAUACAGUUGGCGGAAAAUUAAAGGGCGUGCUAUCUUUCAACAAUGUCGCCUUUAGUGAUUUGAUUGUAAAAUACCGUUUGAACGUAUUUGGUGGCCUUCAAACUCCUGAAAAUGCUCGACAACUGGACGUUAAUAAAUAUUCUCUUCUGGCUGUUUUGAAAA
Molecule: messenger RNA, 1683 nt
Organism: Gadus macrocephalus (Pacific cod)
Lineage: Eukaryota; Metazoa; Chordata; Actinopteri; Gadiformes; Gadidae
Product: endonuclease domain-containing 1 protein-like
Exons: 2
Coding region: 652-1542 (296 amino acids)
Molecular function (GO): metal ion binding; nucleic acid binding; hydrolase activity
Source: RefSeq, a predicted model, not a curated record